This is a messenger RNA of Haliotis rubra (blacklip abalone), 3613 nucleotides long. RefSeq names its product WD repeat-containing protein 43-like. The record is from RefSeq and is a predicted model, not a curated record. The transcript is spliced from 16 exons. Gene Ontology annotation, cellular component: nucleolus. Gene Ontology annotation, molecular function: protein binding. Gene Ontology annotation, biological process: maturation of SSU-rRNA from tricistronic rRNA transcript (SSU-rRNA, 5.8S rRNA, LSU-rRNA). Lineage: Eukaryota; Metazoa; Mollusca; Gastropoda; Lepetellida; Haliotidae. Bases 36 to 1916 code for a protein of 626 amino acids.
CGCAUGCGUAUCAUGUACCACGUGUUGAAACAAACAUGGCGGGGUAUCCCCUGGAUUUCUCGCAAAACGGCGAAGUUCUGGCUUAUUCAAGCCCGGACGGAGUUCUUAAGCUAUGGGAUUCAUCAACGGGACAAUUAAAUAAAGAGUACACACCAAGCUCUCACCUGUCAGCGACAUGCAGCUGCCUGUCAUGGGGCCCAGGACGGCACUUGUCGGGCACUCCAAAGAGAAAAAGAAGAAAGAAGUCAAGUGGUGGAAUGGAAGAAAUUGAGGAUCUUGACCUCAUAGCAAUUGGAACAACCAAUGGGAAUAUUCUUUUGUACAGUGUCGCCAAAGGAGAUAUCCACACUCAGUUUGAUGAUGGUCACACAGACACAGUCAAUGGCAUAUGUUGGCACCCAGAAGCCCCAACCUUGUACAGCUGCUCCAGCGAUCACAAUGUCAUCGAGUGGGAUGUUGUCACAGGCAAAGUUAAACAGAAGUGGAAGGCCGACAAAGGCGGAGUAUAUUGUGUGUGCAUGUGUUCACACAGUCAUCUCCUGACAGCUGGGAGGUCAAUCAAGGUGUGGGAAAUUCAUACCCGGCAGCUGUUAAAGAGUUUCACUGGCCAUGCGACAGAAGUAUUCAGACUGAUUUCUGUUCCUUUAAUUGGGGAAACUGCUCCAAAACCAAAUUCAGCCGAACAUUCAUACUUCCUGUCAGCUGCCCGCAACGACCGAGUCAUUAAUGCAUGUACUGUUCAGAAUGAACUUUGUUUAUUUCAGUCCAUUUUGUUAGCGGUUGUAACAAAGAGUGGUCAAGUGCUCGUGUUUGAACACACGUUAAAUGGGAGGUUAAAAAAGCCACUUCGCCCAAAGGUUAAGAUACAGCUGGUGACAGCUGGUGGUGGUGUAAGGGAGGACACACCACGGCCGAUUCCGGUGCUCUCAGCUCACAUUCAUGGAGGGGAGGAGAAGAGUUUGUUGCUAGCCCAUGGAAGCUACCUCAAACCAACUUUUGAGAAAGUGGCAUACGACCCCUCACAGCCUGAAGUGUGUCUUAUCAGGGAAGACCCACUGAGAACUGCCUUUAAGAAAGAUGGAGGUGUUUCUAAGAUCCGGACACCAGGCGUCUCGAAGGAAGCCACAGUACUGGUGCCAGCCAACAUGGUGCCCAAAGACCCCAGUUUAUCUGCUGACAAAAGGCGGAAAAGACAAAACUCUGUCGGAGAGCUGACAAUGGAGGAGCGUCUCCAUGCCAUCAGCUUGGACAAGAGUGACACCAAAGGAGGGGCUUCUGCACCCCCCACUGCUGAGAGCGUUGUACAUCUCCUCACACAAGCAUUGCAGAGUAAAGACAAGAAACUGCUUAGUACUGUGCUGCAUCGAAGCGGAGAGAAGGUGAUACAGAAGACAAUACGGAAGCUCCCCAUAGUGUGUGUGCUUCCCCUUGUACACGAGUUGUCCAAGAGAAUGGAAGGACACCCACAAAGUGCCAGUAAAAGUGUGAAGUGGCUGAAGACAGUGAUGGCAGUGCAUACAUCAUAUCUGAUGACAUUCCCGGAAAUUGUUGACAAGCUGAGCUCACUGUAUCAGAUGAUGGAUGCUCGAGUUUCCAUGUUCUCCAAGUUGUCACGGUUACAGGGCAAACUUGACCUUGUCCUGACACAGAUCACGUCACAUGACCAGGAAGACGAAGAGGAUGCUGGGAAAUCCCAGCAACCAUUGUUGUUAUAUCAGGAUGAGUCAUCUGAUGAAGACUUCCCAAUGGAGGACAUCCUUCCCAGUGGAUCUGGGGAGGACUGGGAUGAUCUGUCCGAGAUGAGCUCCGAUGAAGUGGAGACUAAUGGGAAAAAAGAAGAAGAGGGUGUAGAGUCUGAGGAGGAAGAUGAUGAUUCAGGGGAAGAGGAGGAGGAAGAAGAAGAAGAUAUGGGAUAGAGAAAUUUGAAAAACCUAAAGAACCAGUAAAAUCAGUGCAGUUGACUACAUAAACUGUAGCCUGAGGGUAUUAAGAAGCCUUGUGGGAAGGAGAAAGAUAUGAAUUUCCAGAUUGCUGGUCAGUGUGGUGGCUGUAUGGAGAAGACUGGGAGGAAAGAGGCAAUCAACCAUGUGGGCCAACACACAGCAAUCUUACAUACAGAGUCGUCUCACUUCACAUCCUGAUUUCCUUCCACACUAAACUGAAAUACUGUUUAAAGUGACAUUAAACCAGACAUACACCCAGCAUGAAGUACGUGUUGGAGUAAUAUUGUUUCGUGGCAGAAAUGCCCGUGCCUCCUUGUAUCUGCAAGAUGGCAGCCCAUGUAAUCGGGCAAGCUCAUUAAGGCUGGACUUGACAGGUCGUUGACUAGAAUAAACCUUGCCCAGUGCUUGAAUACUGUCUUCAUUUCUUGACGUUUGGCUGGUGAACUUUGGUCAGAAGUGAAGGUGACCAAUAUUUCAUGCAUCAAGUAAGAGCAGUGACCGACCACAAAGUACUCGUGUCAAGAAGCGUUAAUAACCAUCAGGUGCUGGGAAUGAUUGUUGAUGUGAGUAAUACUUGUUAAAGCAUGGUUGUUUGUAUGGUGAAUGUCAUGCCAGAAUAGCAACAUUGAAACCUGGUAAUUAAAUUCUGUUACUUAAGAAUGUUCAAAUUAACUCCUUAGCAAUGACAGUGUCUCUACAGCAUGAUAUUUGCAGGAGAAAUGGUUCGAUGUGUGUACAAACUUAUUUUGCUUAGAAACUGUAUGAAAUGUCCUUGUGAAGUAAGUUCAGAUUUUCUUGAAGCCUAAUGUUCUGUGAUGUAUAGGCUUGCAAAGACUAAAUAAUUUAGUAAUGCAAUAUAUAAAGCUUCAUUCCUGUACUGAUGAUCAGCUUAGUGAAGUUAGGUUUUUGUAAGAAUGUGCAAUUGACAAGAAUUGUUUGUAAACACAACAUGAUCUACCUGUACUUGUUACUCUGAUCUGGAGAUCCAAAGGUAGAGAAUAAACUUUGUUCAAAAUGUGGGAACUCAAACUUCUUAGUAGUUGCCAGACAUCUGUAUACCCUUCAACAUUAAAAUGUGUAGUCAACUCAAGAAAAUAUGGAAUCAUGUAAAUUUCUAGGCUUUGCAGUCACUAAUUGGGUAGAUAUUGUUACUUUGUGGUGAUCAUAGAAUCCUCUUUUGCCUCACUGUAAAUGGAUAUCCUGUUUUUUAGAUUAAAUCACUGCUGUGGUACAAUGUGAAUAGGAUAUUUCCCAACGAGGAUGGCCCUUUAUUGUUAAAUUGUGGGUCCCUUUGUGUAAUCUUUCUGCUGCAAGUGUGUUGAAUGAGAAUCAAGUUCAGUUUCACCAUCUUGGAUCUUGUAUCCCAAAGCAUACGUGUGCAGUUCAUCUUGAAUGAUCCGAAUAUGUCAACAUAUAUGCCUCCUGCAGCAGAAACAAUACAAUCAGGUGUCCUGUAUCCAUAUCCCAGAGGCUGCUUCAGGUUUUGAAGAUGGUAUAUUUUGUUCCUUAUGUACAUGUGACAAUUAAAUGUAUGCUGAAGGACCAAAACAUGACUAUUUUGAACUGAGGUAGCUAGAUUUAAACUCUCGUCUUUCAUUCAUUUUCAAAUUACAAUCAUAAGGUCAAUGAUUGUCACUGACUCUUAACAACAAUAAACCAUACAAACUACA